ACAAGCAGAUAUUUAUUUGGAUCUUAUUACACUAAUCUGACAUUUUCACAUCGGUGUUAAGCCUUUCUUUGCUGGAGGAAGGAAUUGUGCCACAUUGGACCUCUCUGAUGCGCGUCAAGGGACGACACGCGAGGUUCAGCCUUUUCCUGAAUGCUUGUCCUCGCAUGGCAUAGGCGAAAUAUAAACAUCUGGUGUGUGUGAAUGUUUAGAACUACGUUAAUCAACCGUACAGGCUUGCAGUUGGUGUGUGGAGAACAAAUGACCAUAAGGCGUCCACCUCGCAGCGCGCACAAAUCCAUGUGAUGUGGAUCUGUCACACUUUGUCAAGCUUGUAUAUGGCUGAAGCUGGAGAUUUUCAACCGAUAGGACACAAUUUGAGGAUUUGAAAGUUUUUUAUUAUUAUUGUUUGUGUCUCGACGGACUCUUUCUGUACCAAUGAUGACUGAGAACAAUGAGAUGGAGAGCGACUCGCAGCUUCAGCGCUCUCCAAGCACCAUGUCCAUCCAACCGAUGACAUCCAAGCUCCAGAGACUAAAACGCUCACUGUCUUUCAAGACCAUGAUGCGUAGUAAGAGUGUGGAGAACUUCUUCCAAAGGUCGUACAGCGACGCUCGCCUACCCCCGGAUUUCAUCACAGACCCGCCGCCUCCCUCUCCUCCAAUGCUGCCUGGCUCUCCUCUCGUCGGCGACCGCUCACCGUCCAUUUCACCGUCUCUCAGCCCCAACCCCUCUAUCUCCUCCCACUCCCCCUCUCUCAGCCUUUCCCCAUCACUGCCCAUCAAGCCUUCCCGACCUCAGAUCACCCACUGUUUCCAGGACCAUGUCUUUCGCAAGUCCAACAACUGCGAGCACUGCAAGCACAUGAUAGUGGGAAACUCCAAACAAGCUCUUCGGUGUAAAACGUGCAAGAUGGCCGCUCACCUGUGGUGCACCUCGGAACUAUCGCAGCAGCCGUGUCAUGGGAAGCCUGGAGCGUUCAAGCGAAACUUCAGCUCGCCCAUGCUCGUCAAUGACCAACUGGCUGUCGUCAAGGAAGUCCAGCCAAGCCAAGAGGCUACGCGGAUGCGUGUAGACCCCGUGUAUGCCGCCUUGCGCUACGGGACGUCCUUGGCACAGAUGAGCCGCUCCAGUUUUGGCAGUUUGUCAGAGUCACCAACACACAACCUGGAGGAGGGAGGUGAGGAGAUGCAGCAGAGACAGUGCAGCAUGGAGGAGGAGAUAACUCAGGAGACAGGGGACACCCCUGUCCCUGACACGGAGAUUGAGAAGGAAGAAGACGCGAGCAGUGGCCAAGCUCAGACGCCUACAGAGGUGCCCAAGCGUAUCGAAGUUCACUCCAUCCACACCUAUGUAGCGCUCUACAAGUUUCUGCCUCAGGAACAGAAUGACCUGGAACUGCAUCCGGGUGAUAGGGUGCAGGUCACUGAUGACUCUAAUGAGGAGUGGUGGAAGGGUAAGAGCGGUGACAGAGUCGGCUUCUUCCCUGCCAACUUUGUGCAGAGGGUCAGGCCUGGAGAGAGAGUGUGGCGAGUCGUCCAGGGCGCUUCCGGCAACCGAGAUAGAGGACACAUGGCCGUGAGGGAAUCCCAGAUCUGUGUGGGGAAGCGAGAAGACGGCGAGGUGUUCCUGAAGCUGAGCAGCGGGAAGAAGAGAGGGCUUGUCCCGGCCGACUCCAUCGAGGAGAUCUGAACCUCUGCGCGCACAUCACCAUCCUUCCUCUUCCUCUCCCUCCUGGGACGCACCCAUCUUCAAACUAUCACCAUCAACCCCUCCCCCCCUUACCUCCCCUCAGCCGCAGCCUCUCCAACCAGUCCUGACUGACUUAAACCAAACACAGAUAAACUGGACACACACCCGCAAAGAGCUGGAACCACAGCCCAGUUGGGUUCCCACAAUGAAAACAUGGUUUCCAGUUGAAUUGGUUUACUGUAAGUCUUCAGUAGAGUGUGCAGUUAUACAGUAGUCCUGCUCUUAGAAGGGAGAUGUUUUUCAGCAUCCUAGUGUUCCUGUAGGUUUAUCUUUCAAAUACAAAAAUGUAUGUUUCUAUCUAAGUCAAAAAUGCUUUAAAUAUGUUUGCUGGAUGCCGGUUCAGAUUUUGUUUUUCCUCAUCAAAAAAAUGUCUUGUCUACCAACUUGGGAGGAGGCUGAGUCCUGUCAUGAUAACAUGAUGCCUCUGUCAGUGUCCUUUUCUUGUUUCUACCCACUCCAUGUGUCUCAUACCUAUCUGCUCAUGUCAGAGUCUCUGUCCUGGGGACUGAUAUCAGCUUUGUGCAGACUGGUACAGACAACAUGAGGCACUCGCCAAGGACGACCACUGCCAGCCAUAGAAAGCGACUGCCAUUCAGAAAGACAAGAGAAUCAGAUGAAAGGGGGUACACACGCGAUACGAAAAUCCUCAGCAGCGUCAGGCUGAGUAAUAACUGCACGCGCCAACUUCUGUGCAGAAAUGAGAAGAUUUUCAAAGGAAUAUUGGAGGCUGUGAUGAUUUCUUUUCACAGGAAACUCCGAAACUUUUUCCCCUGACUUUUUUAGUAUAAAAUAACAAUGAAAAUAUAGAGCAAAAAAAAAAAUGCAUCUUUUAAUUUGUGGUAAGAAAGCAUAAAUCAACUGGUGGAAAAUUUGAAAAAAAAAAAGAUCCUGUCCUUUUUGUUUUGGUUAAUGACAUAUCCAUGGCUUAAUAAAUGUUGGUGUAAUGUCUCAUGUUGACUGCUAAGAAAAA
Molecule: messenger RNA, 2719 nt
Organism: Thunnus maccoyii (southern bluefin tuna)
Lineage: Eukaryota; Metazoa; Chordata; Actinopteri; Scombriformes; Scombridae
Product: SH3 and cysteine-rich domain-containing protein 2-like
Exons: 11
Coding region: 436-1689 (417 amino acids)
Biological process (GO): positive regulation of voltage-gated calcium channel activity; positive regulation of protein localization to plasma membrane; skeletal muscle contraction
Cellular component (GO): extrinsic component of cytoplasmic side of plasma membrane
Molecular function (GO): protein binding
Source: RefSeq, a predicted model, not a curated record